GCCCACCUCCGUGGCCGAAUUCAAAACUGGGAAUUGAAAGACCCUACCACAGGCCGCGCUACUCCCGUUGCCUCCGCCACCCGCCACCAGACAGUUACUGACAUCGUAAGAGGUUAGGUAGAAGCAAAAUGGGAAGAAAAGCAGGUAAGUACAAGAAGAAAGAGAAUAAUGACUCGAAGAAAAAGACAACGUAUCACGAUGAGGACAAUGAUGAUAUGAUGAAUGAUGAAAUUGAUGCUUUUCACAAACAGAGAGAUAUAGUUCCACUAGAUUUAGAUGAAGAUGCAGGGGAGUCUGAUGCUGAUUUUGAGCAUCCAGUUCUUGACUUUGAGGAUGAAAAAUAUGAUAUGGAUGAUAAUGAGGAUGACAACGAUGAUGACAUUGAAGACGACUCUCAACUUACGGGCUUUGCUGCAAAACUUCUGAGGCAACAGAAAUAUUUACGAGCUAAGACUGGUGGGGUUGAGGAGGAAAUGGAUGAUGAUGCUGAAGAGGAAGAAGAAAAAGAAAGGGCUGUUUGGGGCAGAGCAAAGAGUACUUUUUACAAUGCUGAGAACAUUGACUAUGAGAUACAAUCAAGUGAUGAGGAGCUACCUGCUGAAGAGGAGGAAGAGGUUUUGAGAUUGCAGAAGGAAAAGGCAAAAUCUUUGACAGAAGAAGAUUUUGGUCUUGAGGAUGUCACCGACAAUGAGGGUGACAAGGAACCCACAUUCGAGGAAAUUUUGGUCCAUGGAAAACCUGCAUUUAAACCUUAUGCAAGCAAAGAAGGUAAAGAAGAUAAUGCAACUGCCUAUGAGGAAGUGAAGAAAGACAUAAAUGCAUUGACCAGGGAAGAGCAAAUGGAUGUGCUGAAUAGUUCUGCACCAGAGUUAGUUGGUUUACUGUCAGAACUUGAUGAUGCACUUGGGCAGCUUGAAAACAAGGUGAAUCCACUCUUAAGCAAGAUCAGAGAUGUAAAGAAUGCAAUCAAAGGAGGGAUGCAUUAUAUGGAGAUCAAACAGCAACUUUUACUCUCCUAUUGCCAGGCAAUUACGUUCUAUCUUCUUCUCAAGUCAGAAGGGCAGCCUGUUCGUGAUCAUCCUGUAAUUUCUAGGCUUGUGGAGAUCAAGAAUUUAUUGGACAAGAUGAAGGAACUUGAUGACAAUCUUCCUCCUGAGCUUGAGGAUAUUCUGGACGAGAAUGAAUCUGCUCUGAGAGUGGAGAAGCUGGUUCAAGAGAAUGUUCCAGCAAACUCUGUAUCUUGUUCGGAGGUUCACAAGCCCGCUGCUGUCCCUGUUGAGACAAUAGAGAAACCAGGGGCUCAUGAAGGAGCUUCUUUAGUUGAAGAGGAUUCUUUCAAGGAGUACAAGGUGACGAAAUCAAAAUCCAGGCAUCAGGAUGAUCAAGUUGGUAAGCAGAGCAUGGAGAUGUUAAAAGUAAGAGCUGCCCUUGAGGAGAAAUUGAAGCAGAAGGGCAUCUUUAGUUCUAUAACAAACAAGCAUUAUAGAGAUAAAAAGCGCUCCCUACCUGUUAAUGGACAACUUGAGACAUUAGAGGACUUUGAUGAUGAUGCUAUUGAGUUAGAAAAGGUCAAUCAUCGAACAGAUCUCAGGAAUGGGAGUCUUUUGCAUCCACUUAAACUCUCCAAGCUUGUGGCUCCUCAGGCAAAUAAGAUAAAGGUUGUUUCUGGUGACGAUGAUUUACCAAAAAGAGAUGACAUAGGAGAGAGGCGAAGAAAGCAUGAACUUAGAGUUUUGGCUGGGGCUGGAAUAAGAACUGUUGAUGAUGUGGAUGAUGAAUCUGGAACUCUUGUGAAUGAGGGAGUUCCAGAAGUUGAUUUGGAUGGUGAGACCGAGUCAGAUUUGGAAUUUUACAAGCAGGCAGAACUGGAACAUACUGCAAAGCUUGCAGCAAAGGCGGAGAUGCAUACUAGAUCCACAAAACUCACACCUUUGCCAGAAACGCUUGUAGAUGGGAAGCGCCAAAUUUCUUAUCAGGUCACAAUUUCUCAUUUUACCUGUGUUUAUGGGUUUAUAUUGUGUUUAACUGUUAAAAGUAUUUGUGCUUGCAAUUAUCAGAUGGAGAAGAACAGAGGGUUAACUCGUGCUCGGAAGAAGCUAACCAAAAAUCCAAGAAAGAAGUACAAGUUGAAGCACCAAAAAGCAGUGGUGCGUAGGAAGGGACAAGUGCGAGAUAUCAGGAAGCCAACUGGUACUUAUGGUGGGGAAGCCUCGGGUAUUAAUGCAGCAAUCAGCCGCAGCAUUAGGUUUAAGAGCUAGCCAUUGCGGUGCAGCAUUUGAGUAUUUUUGGAAAUAUGAUGUUGUUUUAUAUAUAUGUUUUUGCAGUAAUUAUCAUGUUGAAGAGGGAAUUUAGGUUGAGGGAAGUUCAUGUCCGCUGUCUAUUUUUAAGUAGACAUACAAUUUUUGUGAUUGUGACAAAAGAGUUUUGGAGUUUUCAAUUAGAUCUUACCUUCAUGCAUUCAUGGUCCACUAAGUGGUAC
Molecule: messenger RNA, 2479 nt
Organism: Coffea arabica (coffee)
Lineage: Eukaryota; Viridiplantae; Streptophyta; Magnoliopsida; Gentianales; Rubiaceae
Source: RefSeq, a predicted model, not a curated record